AUGGCAAAACUCGUACAACACAAACUAAUGAUCUCUGAAAUGAGUCAAACUUUUGAUUCAGUGUUUGGAUCAUCAUCGGGUUCGAUUCAUCACAGCAACAAAAAUAAAAAUUCAUCAUCUUCAUCAUCACUAUCGAAUAGAAAACAACAAGUUGAACUGGAAUUCGAAACUGAAGGUGAUGAAAAUGCUGUUCAAGUCAAGUUUGAAAAAUUGAAAGGAGGAAAGUCUGAGAAACGAUACAAAUUGAUAAUUAAUUAUCCUAAAGAACGCAGUGGUGAAAUUAAAUUUUCCAUCAGCAAGUAUUGCAUUGAAAAGAAGCAAGUGAUUGUCUUGAUUGAGGAUUUUAAAUUGGAGAAGAGUGUUUCAUUAUUUGUUGGACGAAUUGCUGCAGAGAGUAAAAUUUUCAUGAUUGAAUUGAAAGAGGAAUAUAUUGGAAUGCCAAUUGCAAAGGUGGCUGAGAAAUUGUUUGCUCCACAUUGCAUUGAUAAGAGUGUGACUAGUGAGGGAUGUAUGAUAAUUAAUCCUAAUUUGUUCUUUGUGGAUGAACCCUCCCAAAUGAUCAAAACGACAUGUGAUAUGGCAAUGGGAAUGUUCGAUCCAAGUGGGAAUCAUUCACAUAUUGAACCAGUUCUACAUCAAUUGAGCAUUGGAUACAGAAAGUAUAAUCAGAUUUGGGUGAAAGGCUUUUCAUUCAUGAAUGGAUUUUCUCCAUUCAAAGCAGUUCUAAAUGCCGCUAAUAGAGAUACUAUUGGAGAACAUUCUUUCGGUUUUUGUUUCAAGAAUGGAACUUACAAAUUCAAUAGUGGAUAUUAUUUUGAGAAUGUGGAAAGAUAUGAAUUUGAGGAAUGUGUUGAAUUUUCUUUAGGAUACAUGGGAAAGUCAACCAAAUUCCAGAAGGGAAACUUUCUAGACUUUGUCUAUGUGAGAGGGAAAGUAAAGAAGGGAACAAAGAGUGUUUGCACAUUGACAAGUUGGAAGAGAUUAUGUAUCCUUAAUUCCUAUUAUUCAACUUGGAUCACAACAAUUACUUUGAAAAAAUGA
Naegleria gruberi is the source of this 1041-nucleotide messenger RNA. RefSeq lists its product as uncharacterized. Bases 1 to 1041 code for a protein of 346 amino acids. The record is from RefSeq and is a predicted model, not a curated record. NCBI's taxonomy places the organism in Eukaryota, Heterolobosea, Eutetramitea, Acrasida, Naegleriidae. The transcript has a single exon.